UAAUUAAUAUCAAAGUAGGCUACCGAUUAAGUUUUUGUACUUUUUGUCAAAAUGACAAAGUUUUCAAUCUCGCAAGACUACAACCCCAGUUUACAAAAAUACAAACUGGUUUUUCUGGGCGAACAAAGCGUUGGAAAAACUUCGAUUAUAACGAAAUUCAUGUACGACAGCUUCGACACCGCUUAUCAGGCAACAGUCGGUAUCGAUUUUCUAUCAAAAACAAUGUAUUUAACCGACAAAACCGUGCGUUUACAACUGUGGGACACAGCCGGUCAGGAGCGCUUCCGCUCUUUAAUCCCUGCCUACAUAAGAGACUCUUCAGUGGCUGUGGUGGUCUUUGAUGUGACCAACAUUGAAACCUUCCACCAAACCACAAAAUGGAUUAAUGACGUGCGAAUGGAACGCGGAGACUCCGUUAUUGUGUUUCUGGUCGGCAACAAAGUCGACUUGAAGGACUUGAGACAAGUCAGUAUAGAAGAGGGCGAACAAAAAGCGAAAGAAUUGAACGUCACGUUCGUAGAGACGAGCGCCAAAGUUGGUUUGAACAUUAAACAGCUAUUUAAGCGAAUUACUGAAAGUUUGGUGGUUUGUGAGGAACCAAAGAGUGAUAAUAGCAGUGAACUACAGGAAGUUAGUUUGGGGAAAAAUGGCUUGGUUACGAUUGACAACAGUUGCGCCUGUUAAUUAAGAACAACUCGUUUUGUGAAACAUUUAUUUACAAUAAUUAAUUGAUACAAUCUUAUUUAUUUAAUUAAAAAAAUAGUAACAUAAAGAAAAUUAAACCCCUUUCCUCCACUUUUCCGCUGUGGUAAACUCAGUCAUCGGCUUGCCACUUAUCCCACAAGUGCCAAUCCCCACGCGUCCGUUCACCGAAUCAGGCGACGCGAAAAUACUCUUAUUAGUGAGUCCGCUUUUUUUGUUUUUCACGGCUUUAUUCGUAAAAGCCAGCCACUUGUUUUUCUCAACUUCUCUCUCUUCCUCCAAUUCUUUGAAUCUCUGCUGUUUCUUCAGCUUCUUCUUUUUGAGAUAUUCGCGGUUAUUCAUCAUUUUGAUGCGUUUCAAGCGUUCAGCUUCAGUCAGAACUCGUUUCGCUCCUGUGAAUUCUUUAAUUUCCGCUAAGGUAGAAACCCCCCGAUUUUUAUAAGCUUCAAAUGUCACAUUUACCUGUCCGUCCGGAUGGAUAGCAUCGAUACGGGCUUCGUAAUAUUGGCCGUUAUCGUUCCAUUUCGCGAGACAGGUGUCGCCAAUCCGCCAGAUUUUCUUUGAUUUGUUACGAGCAACGAACUGCUCAACGGCCAGGAGCGACUUGGUUAUCUCGUCUUCUUCAGGCACCCCAAUCGGUUCGGUGUACUCGGGCUGAUUUGCCGCCUCAUCUGCCUUAUUC
This is a messenger RNA of Tribolium castaneum (red flour beetle), 1384 nucleotides long. Its product is annotated as ras-related protein Rab6. Gene Ontology annotation, biological process: vesicle-mediated transport. Bases 52 to 684 code for a protein of 210 amino acids. NCBI's taxonomy places the organism in Eukaryota, Metazoa, Arthropoda, Insecta, Coleoptera, Tenebrionidae. Gene Ontology annotation, molecular function: GTP binding; GTPase activity. The record is from RefSeq and is a predicted model, not a curated record. The transcript has a single exon.